Molecule: messenger RNA, 1314 nt
Organism: Epithele typhae
Lineage: Eukaryota; Fungi; Basidiomycota; Agaricomycetes; Polyporales; Epitheliaceae
Exons: 2
Coding region: 1-1314 (437 amino acids)
Source: RefSeq, a predicted model, not a curated record
AUGUCGCCUACUCUGCCCCCGGAGCUGUAUGACCUCGUCAUCGACCAGGUUGAUCCUCUCGACACUCUCACCUCCUGUGCCCUUGUUUGCCGGCAAUGGUGUGGCAGGGCCCAAUUCCGCCUGUUCUCCUCCAUCAGUAUCCCCGUCCCAACCGGGAAGGAUAACACGCAAAAGGAUCCCAGCGACAAUUUGCGCUCCGUGCUCUCCACACACCCAGCCCUCUCACUACCAACUUCGACCCUUGCUCUCAGCCUCGAAUCCGACGACCGUUCAACCUAUGAUAAAGAUAUUGUAGAGGACUGGACAGUCCGAUUCCCCAACCUUCGGCAGAUCAUAUUCGUCGCAUCUUCCACAAUGCCCUCCUUGCUUCCCCUCCCGCUUCUCGUAUCAACCCUUCGGCGUUUGCCUCGGCUAUCUUUCAACACCCUGACCCUCCGCGGCGUGGACGUGACAUCAACCUGCGGUGCUGCCAGAGCCGUCAACGUCCCUCAAAACGUGGAGGAUUGUCAGCUCCCCUGUAUCCUCCAUCUCGCCGCGGAUUUUCACCACACAAGUUACCUCAGAGGCACCCCGAGUGUAGGACGCAUGAAUGCCUGCGCGCUUCUCGACGAACUCAUCCGACACCGCCUCCUCUCGCGCGAGUCCUUGAUCACGUUGGACUUGCCUCAGUACUGGACCCUCUCUACGAUAAAGUGGGAUGCAUUCGACGGGAACUUCCCGAGCCUGCAGCACUUCAGCGUGCUGCUCAGCCACUCGCAAUCCCUCGACUCCCUCCAUGACGACGAUGGAACGCACGAGAACACGCGCCGCCUCUUGGACGCGCUCACGGGCUGCCCGAACUUGCGCUCCCUCCACAUCAUCUACGGCGAGCCCGAGCGCCGCCGCGAUUGGCACACCGUGCGCGACAGCGCGCUCGCGUCGCCCGCGCUCGUCGACAUCCUCACCGCGCACUUCGCGCGCGCCCGCGCGCCGCACCCGCGCCUCGAAGAGCUCCGGCUCACGCUCGCGUACGACGGCGAGGACGUCGAGGACGUUUGGGGGCACGCGCGCACGCUCCCGCGCCUCGCGGCGACGCUCGCGGACGGCGCGCGGUACCCCGCGUUCCGCCGUGUGCGCGUGCGGAGCCUGGUCCCCGCCUCGUUGGAGUACCGGGCUUUUGCACGCGCGUUGGAAACGCCGCGAGAAGCGUGCGCGCGCCUCUUCGAGGUGUUCGCGGAGCACGGAGUGGAGGUGGAGGUGGAGGCAGGGUACAUGUGGGGCGACGACGGAAUCCCCGACGAAGUCUACGAGGACAUGUGUGAUAUCUGGUAUUAG